This is a messenger RNA of Panicum virgatum (switchgrass), 1258 nucleotides long. RefSeq lists its product as uncharacterized. The transcript has a single exon. NCBI's taxonomy places the organism in Eukaryota, Viridiplantae, Streptophyta, Magnoliopsida, Poales, Poaceae. The coding region runs from base 48 to 1109 and encodes 353 amino acids. Gene Ontology annotation, biological process: shoot system development; root development. The record is from RefSeq and is a predicted model, not a curated record.
AGGCAUCGGAUUCGGAACAGAACACGCCCGCGGACGCGACGCGCGCGAUGGCCGGGUACCGCCGCACCAUCUCGUUCCCGGCGCCGAAGCCCGCGGCGGACGCCUUCCUCGCGCUGUCGGCCGCGAGCGACAAGCUGGCCGCGUACCGCGUCCGCUCCGCCAGCCUCCCCUGCCGCUUCCACCCGCUGCUGCUGCAGCUCGACGACGACGUCGCCGCGCUGCGCCUCGUCACCGGCCAGUCGCCGCCCUGCCCGCCCGCGCCCACGGCGUCGGCCGUGUCCGCCGCGGCCUCGCAGGUGGGGCGGGUCCUCGUCUCGCUCUCCGACCUGCUGCGCCACCCGCAGGCGCAGGAGCCGCUGCGCCGCCUCGCGCGGUCGCCGCUCGCGGACCGCCUGCUCGACGACUUCCUCCGCCUCGCCGACGCGCACGACAGCUUCCGCCAGGCGCUCGUCGCGCUCGCGUCGCUCCAGACCGAGACGCGCGCCGCGCUGCGCCGCGGCGACCCCGCCAGGCUCGCGUCCGCGGCGCGCGCCCAGCGGCGCGCCGGGCAGGACCUCCCGCGCCUCGCUGCCUCCGUGCGCGCCGUGGCUGCCAGGGCCCCCGCGCCGCUCCCCGAGGACCUCCCCGCCGACACCGCGGCGCUCGCGGCCGCGGUCGCCGACGCGACCGUCGCCGUGGCAUCCGGCUCCGCGGCCGUCUUCUCCGGCCUCUCCUCGCUCUCCAACUCCACGGCCUCCGCCCGCGUCGAGGUCGCCUCCACGCCGUGCUGGGCCACCGCCCCGGCGAAGCUCGCCGGCUCGUCAGACGCGCCGAGAACCAGCCACCACCGCAUUUGGUGGGUGGCCGACCUCGUGCGCUGGAUGUCGCGCGCCAAGCGGCGGUCCGCCGAGAAGCAGAACGGCGGGGGCGACGAGGACGAGUCCUCCACCGCGCACCUCCGGCCCGAGGCCCGCAUGAAGCCCGAGGAGCGGGCGCGGAAGGCUGCACUCGAGCUCCACGAGAACUUGGAGCGCUGCAUCGCCAGCGUCGACGCCAGCGGCGAGAAGGUGUUCCGAGCACUGGUCAACAGCAGAGUGUCCUUGCUCAACAUCCUGAGCCCGAGUUUCUGAUGCCCGAACAAUUUGAAUUCAAAUUUCAGAUUUUUUAUGUUUAUCUUGCAUGUUUGGACAAAAUCUGUACAUAUAGGAAAAAUCAUCCUGGAGGCUGGAGUCAAUCUGUUCGUUCAUUAGCAUCUAUCAAGAGAUAUGGAACCAGGCGU